This is a messenger RNA of Onychostruthus taczanowskii (white-rumped snowfinch), 3490 nucleotides long. It is a transcript of the gene CTNNA2, whose product is annotated as catenin alpha 2. Gene Ontology annotation, cellular component: catenin complex; adherens junction; actin cytoskeleton. The coding region runs from base 199 to 2610 and encodes 803 amino acids. Gene Ontology annotation, molecular function: structural molecule activity; beta-catenin binding; cadherin binding. Gene Ontology annotation, biological process: cell-cell adhesion; cell migration. The transcript is spliced from 16 exons. The record is from RefSeq and is a predicted model, not a curated record. Lineage: Eukaryota; Metazoa; Chordata; Aves; Passeriformes; Passeridae.
ACACUGGUGAACACGAGCAAUAAAGGACCGUCUGGCAAGAAGAAAGGGCGCUCGAAGAAGGCUCAUGUUUUGGCUGCCUCAGUGGAGCAGGCCACUCAGAACUUCUUGGAAAAAGGAGACCAAAUUGCUAAAGAGAGCCAGGAUCUCAAGGAGGAGUUGGUUGCUGCUGUAGAUGAUGUUCGAAAACAAGGAGAGACGAUGCGGAUCGCCUCGUCGGAGUUCGCGGACGACCCCUGCUCCUCGGUGAAGAGGGGCACCAUGGUGCGCGCCGCCCGCGCCCUGCUCUCGGCCGUCACUCGCCUGCUCAUCCUGGCUGACAUGGCUGAUGUCAUGAGGCUCCUCUCACACCUCAAAAUCGUAGAGGAGGCACUAGAAGCUGUGAAAAAUGCAACAAACGAGCAAGAUUUAGCCAAUCGCUUUAAGGAAUUUGGGAAGGAAAUGGUUAAACUGAACUAUGUCGCUGCGAGGCGACAACAGGAGCUGAAGGAUCCUCACUGCAGGGACGAGAUGGCCGCGGCCCGCGGGGCUCUGAAGAAGAACGCCACCAUGCUGUACACGGCCUCGCAGGCCUUCCUGCGCCACCCCGACGUGGCGGCCACGAGGGCCAACAGGGACUACGUCUUCAAGCAAGUGCAGGAGGCAAUUGCUGGCAUCUCCAAUGCUGCCCAGGCCACCUCGCCCACCGAUGAGAACAAGGGCCACACUGGCAUAGGAGAGCUGGCUGCUGCUUUGAAUGAGUUUGAUAACAAGAUCAUCCUGGACCCGAUGACGUUCAGCGAGGCGCGGUUCCGGCCGUCCCUGGAGGAGCGGCUGGAGAGCAUCAUCAGCGGGGCGGCGCUCAUGGCCGACUCCUCGUGCACGCGCGACGACCGCCGCGAGCGCAUCGUGGCCGAGUGCAACGCCGUGCGCCAGGCCCUGCAGGACCUGCUCUCCGAGUACAUGAACAAUACUGGAAGGAAGGAGAAGGGAGACCCACUCAACAUUGCCAUUGACAAGAUGACCAAGAAAACACGAGACCUUCGGAGACAGCUCCGGAAGGCAGUGAUGGAUCACAUAUCAGAUUCAUUCCUGGAGACCAACGUCCCACUGCUGGUUCUCAUCGAGGCCGCCAAAAGCGGCAACGAGAAAGAAGUGAAGGAAUACGCUCAGGUCUUCCGUGAACACGCCAACAAGUUAGUGGAGGUUGCAAAUCUGGCCUGUUCAAUCUCCAAUAAUGAGGAAGGUGUGAAGUUAGUCCGUAUGGCAGCCACACAGAUUGACAGUCUGUGCCCACAGGUAAUUAAUGCUGCACUCACGUUGGCUGCCAGACCCCAGAGCAAAGUAGCCCAGGACAACAUGGAUGUGUUCAAGGACCAGUGGGAGAAACAGGUGCGAGUUCUCACUGAGGCUGUCGACGACAUCACUUCAGUGGAUGAUUUCCUCUCUGUUUCAGAAAACCACAUCCUGGAAGAUGUGAACAAGUGUGUGAUUGCCCUGCAAGAGGGGGACGUGGACACGCUGGACAGGACGGCGGGUGCCAUCCGGGGCCGCGCAGCCAGGGUCAUCCACAUCAUCAACGCAGAGAUGGAGAACUAUGAGACUGGGGUGUACACUGAGAAGGUGCUGGAAGCUACCAAACUGCUCUCUGAAACUGUGAUGCCACGUUUUGCUGAGCAAGUGGAGGUGGCCAUUGAAGCCCUGAGUGCCAACGUGCCCCAGCCCUUCGAGGAGAACGAGUUCAUCGACGCCUCCCGCCUGGUCUACGACGGAGUCCGGGACAUCAGGAAAGCUGUCCUGAUGAUCAGGACCCCUGAGGAGCUCGAGGACGACUCGGACUUCGAGCAGGAGGAUUACGACGUGCGCAGCCGAACGAGUGUCCAGACUGAGGAUGACCAGCUCAUUGCUGGCCAGAGUGCAAGGGCUAUCAUGGCCCAGCUGCCCCAGGAGGAGAAGGCAAAGAUUGCUGAGCAGGUGGAGAUAUUCCACCAAGAAAAGAGCAAGCUGGAUGCAGAGGUGGCCAAGUGGGAUGACAGUGGCAAUGACAUCAUUGUGCUGGCCAAGCAGAUGUGCAUGAUUAUGAUGGAAAUGACAGAUUUCACCAGAGGGAAAGGGCCCCUGAAGAACACAUCUGAUGUCAUUAAUGCAGCCAAGAAGAUUGCAGAGGCAGGAUCCAGGAUGGACAAACUGGCACGGGCAGUAGCUGAUCAGUGCCCAGACUCAGCCUGCAAGCAGGACCUGCUGGCCUACCUGCAGCGCAUUGCCCUGUACUGCCACCAGCUCAAUAUCUGCAGCAAAGUGAAGGCAGAAGUUCAGAACCUGGGAGGAGAACUCAUUGUAUCAGGGCUGGACAGUGCCACUUCUCUCAUCCAGGCAGCUAAAAACCUGAUGAACGCUGUGGUCCUUACAGUGAAAGCAUCAUAUGUGGCUUCUACUAAAUAUCAGAAGGUCUAUGGCACUGCUGCAGUGAACUCCCCAGUUGUCUCUUGGAAGAUGAAGGCCCCCGAGAAGAAACCUCUAGUAAAGAGAGAAAAACCAGAAGAAUAUCAGACAAGAGUGAGGAGAGGGUCCCAGAAGAAACAUAUUUCCCCUGUACAGGCCUUAAGUGAAUUUAAAGCUAUGGAUUCAUUCUAAACCACUGAGCUUUACCAGGAGGGUUUUUUAUUCUUUUUUGUAUGCGUACCUGCCGACUUGUGUGCGUCUGGCAUGGGGUGGGGGGGACAAAGUGACAAUUUGCAUGCGACCUGAGACUCUAUUCCAGUAAAUAACUCUCUGCAGUGCCCAAAAUUCAGGGCAUUGCCUUCUGAUGUUAAGUGGACUUAACUCCAAGCUUCCUUUUUAAGCUAAACUAUAGCAUUAAAUUGGCCAAAGAAUUUGCGUCACGGGGGUAUACAUGUGGAAUAAAUGAUAAAUUCAAGUCUAAACCCCGAAAUUUUUAUGCAUGCAAGAAACAUUAGGUUGGCAGGUAUAUUAAGUGAAAAAUUAAAAAAAAAAAAGGAAUUGUAAUGGUAGACCAUAAAGCUUGUAUUGCUUCUGUUGCAGUGCAAAAAUGUACUAGCCAAUAUGCUUCAAUGUGUGGCCCAAUAAUUAAAUGAUAUAACUUUUAAGUCAUCUUCAUUAUAGUAUGUGAAUUUUUAAAACAGAUUCAAACUAAUUCAUCUUAAAAAUGCUUCUUUUGAACCAGAUUUCGUUCUUUAUAUUCUAGUAUUGUUAUGACUGCUCACGUUUCAAUUAAUCCCAUUAAUAUGACCAGAGGUUUACUUUUGCCAAUUGAAUUCCUUAUGGUGGAGUAUGAAGCACAAUAUGGUGAUUGACAUUGCCUUUUAUAUUAUGAUUAUUAUUCUGAUUAUUAUUAUUAUUAUCUUAGUAAUAGAAGACCUGGUGGUGGAAUGUUUAGAGACACGGAAACUGACAGUGUGAGAAUUUAGAGGCAAAUAUGUAGGUGUAGCUUGGAUUACAGGUAUCUGACAUACCAUUGUAACCACUAAUUAAAUAAACUCAUUUAACCUUGGAA